Messenger RNA from Lynx canadensis (Canada lynx), 3527 nucleotides. It is a transcript of the gene DHH, whose product is annotated as desert hedgehog signaling molecule. The record is from RefSeq and is a predicted model, not a curated record. The transcript has 3 exons. The coding region runs from base 1912 to 3102 and encodes 396 amino acids. Lineage: Eukaryota; Metazoa; Chordata; Mammalia; Carnivora; Felidae. Gene Ontology annotation, biological process: smoothened signaling pathway; intein-mediated protein splicing; cell fate specification. Gene Ontology annotation, molecular function: calcium ion binding; patched binding.
UUCUCUUCCCCCUCCUUCUGCAUUCUUAGUAUCUUUUAGGGACUUGGGUCUAGUGUUAGCCAUACAAUUAAGCAGUGGGAAGCUCCUCCUCCCUUAGCCUUGCUUAAAGCUGACUGGUCCCUUGACUCUUCCUUGUUUUCGUGGUUUGUUUCUGGGCCUUGGUUAUUGGGGGGUAAGUGAGCAUGAGUGUAGAAAUAGGAUAAUUUCCCCCUAUAUGCACAUGUCCUCAGCCCUGUCCUCCCUGACUUGACUUGGAUGUAAAGUAAAAGAAGUGGCUGACUAACCAGGGUUUGUAGUUCUCAGGAAAUAAUGUAACUCCAUCUUUCCGGAGGUUAUCAGUGCCUAGAAUACAAUGCAAGGCCCCUGGUAUGUUGCGGGGUAGGGACAAAGUUUCUGCUCAGGAUGAUACAGAUUUUGCAUUGUACAACUUCCAGGGGCACCAUUCACCUCAUAGUCUUUAUGUGACUACAGCCAUUUUCUUGCAAGUGGCAGCCAGGUGUCUUGAGGAAGGAACACUUUUUUCUAAUGUACAGAGUUGCACUGAGUGCUCGUCUUGGAGCUGAGGGAGGGGGGAGUAUAGAACACACACGAAAAGUGUAGAUUCCACGAAAAUUUGCUGAGCGCCCUACUCUAGGCCAGGUAUUUAGCCACGGGGAUUCAUGGUAAACAGUUUUGUACUUAAGAACUGCUUUGUCUAGUAAGGGUGACAUAAUUCUAAUACAUACCACAAAGGUUGACAGUUAAUCACUGGUUCUCAGGGAAACAGGUGGGCAGUGUCAGGACAUCAGGGAAGGCUUCUUAGAGACAGUGAUUUCUAAACAAUAAUAGAUUGGUGGGUGAAGUGUUGCAGGCUCAAAGCCUCUGAGAUGAACCUAGAUGGCUGGAAGCAGAGCCCUAGGGGGUCCAGAGAGGGAGAAAGCUAUAGAGAGAUGCCUAGAUGGAAGGUGAAGGGAAGCAUCCAUUAGCCUGUUAGAGACUGUAACUGUACUCACUUUACCUUCCAGCAGCUUCCACCUGACAACGUUAUGCAUUAGAAGAGAAGCAGCCUUUGGGUGUUUGACAGGGUGGAAGUUUGAAGUCCAGAGCUAGAUAAUAACUACAAAACUCUGUCCCUGAUUCUGGGGGAAGCUCUCAGAAAAAAGCUGCAGAGUUACCAAAGAAAAUGGUCCGCUGGUACCCACCCCUUCCAGUCCUAGUUACUGUUGAGAAGAGAUGAAAAGUGGGGGACGUUUGGGGAGGACCAGUGAGAAGAAAGGCUCUGGUUGUAUGCCCAAAGGGCUUGGCUGGCCUUGGGUAGAAACUGGAACCCAUACAUCAUACUGGAUGAUAGCAGAGGACAAUGGCCUGCCAGGAUAGGCUUUGGGACAGUAAAGAUCCAAUUCAAGUAUCAGAGGAGGGUGGUUUGGUGCCAAGCUUAGGUUUGGGAGUAGAAGGAUGCUUAUUCAGGCAGCUACGGACUGAAAAGCUGCUAGGAAUUCUUAGACAGGUGCCUGCCCAGUUUCCAGGAUGGGACACACUUCAAUGGACCAGCGGUGACCGACUAGAGCCCCCGCCCCGGUGGGAGGGGGAGGGACGGUCCUGGGAGAAGGGCGGGGGGCGGGGCCAGGGGCCACUUAAGGCGGGGCCGGGGAGUUCUGGCAGCGCAGGAGCCGGGCAGCAGAGCCAGGCUGGGCUGGCACUCACCCACGACCCCCCUUCCCUGCUAUGAUGGCCCAUCAGUAGCAGGUUCCAGACCCCCCGGGGGCAUGUGGGCAGAGCCAGCGGCAGCCAGGUGCGCAGAGCCACAAGAGCUCUAGGGCACUCUGGGGGCAGCUCUGCCUGCUGGGCUCUCUGGUGCCUAGGGAAAUGCCCAACUGACGGGCGAGCUAGUGAGGACAAGAACGUUCCCUGUGGCCUGAGUCCUCUGCAUCCAUGGCGCUGCCGGCCAGGCUUGUGCCCCUGUGCUGCUUGGCGCUUCUGGCGCUGCCUGCCCAGAGCUGCGGGCCGGGCCGGGGACCGGUUGGCCGGCGCCGCUACGUGCGCAAGCAGCUCGUGCCGUUGCUCUACAAGCAAUUUGUGCCCAGCAUGCCCGAGCGGACCCUAGGCGCCAGUGGGCCGGCAGAGGGGAGAGUGGCAAGGGGCUCCGAGCGCUUCCGGGACCUGGUGCCCAACUACAACCCGGACAUCAUCUUCAAGGAUGAGGAGAACAGUGGUGCAGACCGCCUGAUGACCGAGCGCUGUAAGGAGCGGGUGAACGCGCUGGCCAUUGCCGUGAUGAACAUGUGGCCCGGAGUGCGCCUACGGGUGACCGAGGGCUGGGACGAAGAUGGCCACCAUGCUCAGGACUCACUCCACUACGAAGGUCGUGCCUUGGACAUCACCACGUCCGACCGCGACCGCAAUAAGUAUGGGUUGCUGGCGCGGCUAGCAGUGGAAGCCGGCUUCGACUGGGUCUACUACGAGUCCCGCAACCACGUCCACGUGUCGGUCAAAGCCGAUAACUCACUGGCGGUCAGGGCAGGCGGCUGCUUUCCGGGAAAUGCCACCGUGCGCCUGCGAAGCGGAGAGCGGAAGGGCCUGCGGGAACUGCACCGCGGAGACUGGGUGCUGGCUGCAGACGCGGCAGGCCGGGUGGUGCCCACGCCCGUGCUGCUCUUCCUGGACCGGGACUUGCAGCGCCGGGCCUCUUUCGUGGCUGUGGAGACCGAGCGGCCCCCGCGCAAGCUGUUGCUCACGCCCUGGCACCUGGUGUUCGCCGCUCGGGGGCCAGCGCCCGCACCGGGCGACUUUGCGCCGGUGUUCGCGCGCCGGCUGCGGGCGGGGGACUCGGUGCUGGCGCCCGGCGGGGACGCGCUUCGGCCGGCACGCAUAGCCCGCGUGGCGCGCGAGGAAGCAGUUGGCGUGUUCGCGCCGCUCACAGCACACGGGACGCUGCUGGUCAACGACGUCCUGGCCUCGUGCUACGCGGUUCUGGAGAGUCAUCAGUGGGCGCACCGCGCUUUCGCUCCUUUGCGCCUGCUACACGCGCUGGGGGCGCUGCUUCCCGGCGGGGCCGUCCAGCCGACUGGCAUGCACUGGUACUCUCGGUUCCUCUAUCGCUUGGCGGAGGAGCUGCUGGGCUGAGCGCGGCGGACCCAGAAACCCAGAGGCGCCUGCUGAAACCGGGGCGUUCGGGCUGAGAUCUGGGGAUGUGGGCAGCAGAGGAGGCUGACUGCGGGGGGAGGAAGGGAUAGGGGAAAAAAUGGAGGCGAGACUGGACUGCUUGGUUUAGGGGCAACCUCCAGCUGAGAGGAGAUCCUGGUCCUAGGUAGACGGGGUUGAUGGUGGGUACUCCCUGACGAGGACUAUUUCACCUCUUCCCGAGUGCCUCGGCCCCACCCGAUUAUUUUAUUUUAUUUUCUAUUUAUAAAUUGUAAUAUAAUGAUCUGCUUGCCCCGCCUGACAAGGUGAGGGGCCAGGGCACGGCGUUAACACUGUCUGACACAGCCAGCCAAUCUGACGUCUGACAUUUUCCUACAGGUGGGCUAAUAAAGGGAAGGCUUGCAGGA